AUAAGUAGAGAUAUUUAAAUUCCUGUAGUAACUUCUGCAGUUCAUAUUUCCCUUCCUUGCAUGUUUUUUUUUUCUUUUUUCUUAUUUUCUUCUUUUUUUGUUGCAUUCUUCAAUACACAGUUGGUGAUUUUUUUUGUGGCCUUUUCUUCAGACACACAGGCACACACUUAUAGAACAUUAUUACUAAGUAACUAUGUCUGAUUGAAAGAAAACCUUGAACUAAAGCAUGGUUGUGCUUGGUUAUAUUAACUUAAGUAACCUAAUGUAAUUUCGUUUCACCAGGUAAUUAAGAAUCUUCUGUAAUUGUUCUUAUGAUAUAUUUAGCCUAAACUCAGUUCACUGUUUGUUUCUUCCACGUUGUUAUUGUUAGUGGUGGUGGUCAGUUCUUAGCAGUUAGUGCCAGCAGCGACGACAAGAGGUUUCUUUUCAUAAAACCUCUCAUGGUGGCAGAUAGGUAUCCUCUGAUAAAACAUUAGUGCAGCCCUUCUUGGCAAUGCCAUGCCACUCACUGCUCUGCUCAUUGUUCUGUGCAGCAUAAGCAUUGAAAUUACACCAUCAAGAAUAGCAGCGUGUUUAAAGCAGAGUGAAGAACGGAAUGAGCAGCAGUGAGUCUGAAAUCAAAAGGGCUGUGUGUAGAAGCCUAGCUUCAGGUCUGCUAAAAUUGCCUACCACUGCUUGUGCCGUAAGAGCUGUGUAUGAUGGCGAUGAUUUGGAUAAGUUUAUGGAAAGACUUGACAGUCGCAUCAAGAAUCAUGACAAAGAAAUUGAACGAAUGUGUAACCACCACUACCAAGGUUUCAUUGAUUCUGUACGGGAACUAUUACAAGUUAGCAAUGAUGCUGCAAAGCUCAAGGAUGAAAUCAAAACUACCAAUGAUGCCCUACAAAAGUCCUGUGCCCCACUACUGGAAAGGGGAGAAGAACUUAUCCAUUGCCGAAAAAUACAGAAGAACAUUGCCUCUGCAAUCGAGAGCUUAUCCUUAUGUUUGCCUGUGCUAGAGAUGUAUGGUAAACUUAAGGAACAGAUGAAAAGCAAGAGAUAUUACCCUGCCCUUAAAACUCUGGAACAACUCGAACACACAUUCCUUCCAAGGGUCAAUACACACUGGUUCUCUCAAACAAUGGCUGAUGCCAUUCCCAAGCUACGGGAGAGCAUUAAAGAUGCUUCAAUGUCUGACUUGAAAGAUUUCUUGGAAAACAUCCGCAAACAUUCAGCUCGGAUUGGGGAGGUGGCCAUGAGACAUGCUGCUGAGCAGAACAAUAUUGAUCCCUCCAUUGUGAAACAGAAACGUCGGCGUAGAGCACCACCACCCCCCAAUCCAUUCACUGGAGAGGUACCUCAAGUCCAAGAAGAAUCUGAGGAGGAACAACUAGAUGAAGAACUUAGUGCUCAGGACCUAAUUGACUUCUCACCAGUUUACAGAUGCCUUCAUAUAUAUUCAGUUUUGGGUGCACGGGAAACUUUUGAAACAUACUACCGGAAACAGAGGCGAAAACAAGCGCGUUUAUCCUUAAAACCUUCGCAAAACAUGUAUGAAAGUUUAGAUUCCUAUAAAUUGUAUUUUCAUGAUGUUGUUGGAUUUUUUGUGGUGGAAGAUCACAUUCUGAACACAACAAGUGGUCUUGUAAACCAGGCCUAUAUGGAUGAAUUAUGGGAAAUGGCUGUGUCAAAAAUAGCUGCUGAAUUGCGUAGGAAUUGUGGAUAUUGCAAUUCUGAGAAUAUCAUGUUGGAAAUUAAAAACCUUAUUCUUUUGUUCUGCCAUACACUGCGGGGCUAUGGUUUCAGUGUGGGGCACCUUUUAGAAUUAUUACUUGAGAUCAGGGAUCAAUAUAAUGAGAUGUUGAUGACAAAGUGGGCCGCAAUAUUUGACCUAAUCUUCAGUGAUGACAACUACACACCAAUGUACAUAGAAAAUGAGAAAGACUUUCAGACAAUUAUGGGAGAUUUUCCUUUAUCAGAACAAUUAACAGCGAAUGACUUUCCAAAACAGUUUCCUUUCUCUCAAUUUGUACCAAAAAUUUAUCACGAAGUCAAGGAGUAUAUUAACGCUUGCUUGAAAUUUUCAUCUGAUUUACAUUUAAGUCACACAGAAAUAGAUGAUAUGAUUCGUAAAUCAACUAAUCAACUUUUAACAAGAACACUUAGUGGCUGCUUAUCAACUCUCAUCAAAAAGCCCUCCCUCAGCCUUCUACAACUCAUCCAAAUUUCCAUUAAUAUGAAUAACUUAGAGAAAUCCUGUAGUUCAUUGGAAGAAUACAUUUCCAAUAUAACUGGUGCUGAGAAAGAUAGUAUUCAUGUUGCUAAACUACAUGGUACAUCAAUGUUUAAGGAUGCACGCAGUGAAGCAGAAGAAUAUAUAUAUAAACAGCUUAAUGUGAAAAUUGACGAAUUUUUAGAUUUAGCAAAUUAUGACUGGGCGUUAAUGGAAUCUAAAGGUCAUGCAAGUGGCUACCUCAUGGAUCUUAUCGCUUUUUUACAAAGUACAUUUAUGUCAUUCACUAACCUGCCAGAAAAGGUUGCCAGAACAGCAUGUAUGUCUGCUUGCAAGCAUAUAGCUUGUAGCUUGAUGGAUUUUGUGAUGGACAAUGAUGUCAAACAAGUUACAAUGGGUGCUUUACAGCAAUUUAAUUUAGACCUGAUUCAGUGUGAACAAUUUGCUGCAUCAGAACCAGUGUCUGGAUUUAAUGACGGGACGCUGCUGUUGGCUUUUGCUGAUCUCAGGCAGCUUCUUGAUCUGCUCCUGAACUGGGACUGGUCUGUUUAUUUGGCUGAUUAUGGUCAACCAAAGUGUAAAUAUGUUCGCGUCAAACCUGUUGUAGCUAUAUCACUCUUAGAAAAGUUAAAUAGUGGAGAUAAGAAGAAAUUCAUGUUUACACCAUUGAAGAAAAACGAAAGAGACAAAAAGAAACUUCUAGACACAGUGCUAAAACAAUUAAAAGGUCUAGUGAAUGGGACAGCCCCUCAGCAAGGCAGUGGCCAGUAAUGGUUUAGCUGGGGUUGGUUAUAGGACCUCAACUGACUCUCCUUUCCACAGUCCUUUCCUUUCCUUCUCCUCUUCCUGGCUGU
Messenger RNA from Octopus bimaculoides (California two-spot octopus), 3066 nucleotides. Its product is annotated as exocyst complex component 6B. Lineage: Eukaryota; Metazoa; Mollusca; Cephalopoda; Octopoda; Octopodidae. Gene Ontology annotation, biological process: intracellular protein transport; exocytosis; Golgi to plasma membrane transport. The record is from RefSeq and is a predicted model, not a curated record. Gene Ontology annotation, cellular component: exocyst; membrane.